Molecule: messenger RNA, 1561 nt
Organism: Elgaria multicarinata webbii
Lineage: Eukaryota; Metazoa; Chordata; Lepidosauria; Squamata; Anguidae
Gene: CD82
Product: CD82 molecule
Exons: 9
Coding region: 158-952 (264 amino acids)
Cellular component (GO): plasma membrane
Source: RefSeq, a predicted model, not a curated record
ACUGAAAGCAGCUGGGGCUGAGAAGCGAAGCCAAGCGGAGCCGAAGCCACAUCGGCUUGUCUCGCUUUGCGCGGCACUCGAGACUAGUCAGGCGCUGCGACGGUCGGUCGUAGGCUUCCGGCUGCAGCAGGUAAUCAAGGUUUUGUAAACCGAGAAGAUGGGGUCUGGCUGCCUGAAAGUCACAAAGUACUUCCUUUUCCUCUUCAACCUCCUUUUCUUUAUCUUGGGUGCUGUGAUCUUGGGCUUCGGAAUAUGGAUUUUGGUUGACAAAAGUAGCUUCAUUUCAGUUCUGCAGGCCUCGUCGUCUUCAUUAAAAGUUGGGGCAUACAUUCUCAUUGGAGUUGGGGCUGUCACAAUGCUGAUGGGGUUCCUGGGCUGUGUUGGAGCAGUCAACGAGAUCCGAUGUCUCCUGGGCCUGUACUUCACUUGCCUGUUGCUGAUUCUCAUAGCGCAAAUUGCUGCCGGCCUCCUCAUCUACUUCCAACGGAAUGCACUCAAAGCAGAAAUGUCUGGGAUUGUCGGUGACCUCAUCCAGAAUUACAACCCAUAUGAUGACAAUAAUAGGACCCUUGAGACUGCAUGGGACUAUGUGCAGACACAGCUGUCUUGCUGUGGCUGGACUGGACCAGAAACUUGGAAAAAUAACACCUUCCUCCAGGAGAGAAAUCAGACGUCCUAUCCUUGCUCUUGCAGCAAUGAGUCAACUGACUCCCAGGCAGAGGUGGGCUUCUGCCCUUUAGAUAUUGCUUCCAACACCACAACAAUUGAGGACUGGCCAGUUAGAAAGCAGGGGUGUAUGAAAGGUGUACAGAACUGGUUACAGGAGAACCUUGGCAUUAUCCUUGGAGUCUGCACAGGGGUUGCUGUCAUUGAGCUACUGGGAAUGGUGCUCUCCAUCUGCCUCUGCAAGAACAUACACACUGAAGACUACACCAAAGUGCCCAAGUACUGAGGGACUGCUGGCUUUGGGAGCUGCCCCAGAGCAAAUGGAAAGCUUCCUUCCCUCCUAUCCAGACUGUCUUCAUCACUUACCACUUCUCCUGUGACCUCCAGCAUUGCUGCGGAUCAAUGAGGCUGCAUGGCAGCUACGAAUCCUUUGAGGGAUCAGGGGCUUGGGCAGCCCCCUCCUAUCUCUUGACUGUUCUUCUACAAAGCGGGCCAUUUUUAAAGUCUUCCUCUGCGCGUGUGAUGCCCUGCACCUUUACUGCCAGCACCACGCUAGACAGCCUCUUCCUUAUUUUUAUUCACUUCUGACCCAUUGUGACUAGGCUUAGAAUACUUCUCCUCUCCUCCCCUCUUUUUUGCAACUUUCCGCUACCACUGCUAGGUGUACAUAACCCCUAUUCUAUUCAACUAGGAAGAAUCUUUGGGGCUUUAGCUGCUGUUGGUGGUUGGGUCUCUCUUUUAAACAUUCAUACUGUAGAAAGCAGUGUCCUUCCACUGAUUUGACACCUCUGUCUUUUUAGGACUUCACUUCCUCAAAUCUACUGAAUUGUCUCUUGAAACUGUUGUUUUACAUAGUUUGCUAUAUUUGUCUUCUUCCUCCCCUCCAGAAAAAGAA